ACAUUUUUAACGAUAAGAAGUGGAUAAGAAAUGAUAGCGUUUUUUUAUAUAAGUAUUAAGCGCACAUGAAAAUAUUCGCAAAUUCCUUCGAACUCGCGUUGAACAAAAGCGUUGCUACGUUUUCGUUGAACUUUUUCAAUAACGAACAGCCAAAUUUUACUUUAAUUAAAUUUAUUUUAUAAUUUAUCUGUGAACGGAUAAUUGAAGAGUAUAAGAAUUGAAAGAUAAUAUUAUUUCUUCAAACGAUGAAAAUUCCAACGUUAAUAUUCUUGUGCAUGGUGUUCAUCUGUGGACUCCAUGGUCUAUCUGAUGCAGCCAGUAUCCCAACAGGAAAAACUAUGGAUACUACAGAAAUUGGAAACAAUGGCUUUGACUUACUUUCAAACGUCGGCAAUCUUCUAGAAUGUAACCUAUUGGGAUCGGAUAAAAUACCUUCUUCUGUCGAAAUUUCAACAAAUCCUCUAAGAAGUUUGAAAGCAGUCCUUUGUUUUUUCUUUGAAAGAAUUAUUGAUACUACAGAGAAGAUAACGAAUAAUAAAUUAGUACAGCCCAUGGGUGUAAUAUUUGAAAAUAUUGUACCGUCAUUGAAGGAGCUCUUGCAGAAUGUGCUUGACAGUCAUAUUCUUUCACCAACAUAUUCUUCUUUGAUUCAUACUCUCUUACAGUUAUACAAUAUGGGCAUUUUGUUGAGUUCACUAAGCAACACUAUAUAAGAUUUUUUAAUAAUUUUCUCUCUCUCUCUCCUUCUCUCCCUCUCUCUCUCUCUCUCUCUCUCUCUCUCUCUCUCUCUAUAUAUAUAUAUAUAUAUAUAUAUAUAUAUAUAUCUUUCUGCAAAAUUAUUCACGAAAGAUUAUACGUAGAAAUUUUACGUUGAGAGAAAUUGAACACGAUUAUUGUUUUAUGUAUAUCUUUUUUCUUUUUGCUUUCUUAAUAAAUCUUUAGCAAAAUUUAUACACAAAAUUUAUAAUACACAUACAUGUAUAUAUACGUACAUAUUAUAUAGAAUUUAAUCAUAUUAUUAAUUAUAAUUUAUUACUAUUUUAACAUUAACACAUUUAUCUUCGGCCAGAGAUUUCUUUUUCUGUCGGCGAAAGUUUAACGUAAUCGAGCAAUAUUACGAAAAGGUUUCAACGCAAAAAAUAUUUUUAAUGGUUACUGAUAAAUAAAUGCGGGUUGAAAGUAUUCUAAACAUUGGUACAAUAUAAAGAAAUCUUAUAAAGUAUAUACAUAUAGUACAUAUCAAAAAUAGCGUAUUAAACUAUACAGGAAGACAUCAAUGAUUUAAAAACUAGUUAUUAUAAUUCUAUUAAGAUUUUCGAAUGAUCUAUUAUCAUAGACUUUUUUUUUUGGAUCGGAUACUUCUAUGCAAUUUACUAAUGAAACUUUCUAAACGAGUUUCUAUCUAAUGCGAGUUACGGAAAGAGUUUACUAUGAAUUAUAUUAAGGAAUUAUGUAAGACAUCUCUUUCAAUAAACUCAUUAGGUUAAUUUCAAAAAUGUCGCAACAUCUAUAAUUUAGAGAAAAAUAAAUCAUUACAAAAAGAUGA
Messenger RNA from Vespa velutina, 1546 nucleotides. RefSeq lists its product as uncharacterized. The coding region runs from base 246 to 713 and encodes 155 amino acids. The transcript is spliced from 3 exons. The record is from RefSeq and is a predicted model, not a curated record. NCBI's taxonomy places the organism in Eukaryota, Metazoa, Arthropoda, Insecta, Hymenoptera, Vespidae.